AUACUUAGAUAUAAAAAUGCCGGAGCUCGACCCAAGAAGUCAGUCACAGCAGCUCAGCCAUCCAAGAGAUACUCAGUUCCAGCCAAGCUAAAGGAUAAUUAACUCAAAAUGCAUUUGAUGAAGGGUCUUUUACUCGUGGUGUGCCUGGCUGCCUUUGCCAACGCCAAGCCCCAAAACUUUCAGAUCUUCGGCCGCCAGCGGGAUGAGCCCGCCGCCCAAGGACGCCUAAGCCCCUCCCAGCUGAGCAGUCUGCUGGACAGGCUCGCGGGCAGCCUCACCUCGACUACAAUUGCUCCCACAACCACCGUGUUGCCCACCACCACCACGAUAACGACUGCACCAACUGGACCCACCACCUCAACCGGCACCUCCACCACCAGCACCACACCCACCACCACGCCUACAACCACAGCCCCAGCCUCUCGCCAAUCGGAACCGCUCGAUGAUGAGGAGGACGACGAAGAGGAGGAGCAGCAGUUGGGCAACCAUCAGCCCUUCCAGCUGGAGGAUCAGUACGACGACGAGGAGGAGCACAACCAGGUGACCCGCUCGCAGGCCAAUCGCCGUCGCCAGGUGAACGCCCGCCGUCAGCGACAGCGUCUGCAGCAGCAGUUACGCCGCCGCCAGCAGCGCCGCCGUCGCCAGCAGCAGCAGCAGAAGCGCCGCCAGCAGCAGAGGCGUCGCCAGCAGCAGCGCCGUAGGAAGCAGCAGAUCCAGAAGCGCCGCCAGCGUCGCAACCAUCGCAACAACAUGCGCCUGGUCAACCGCUUCCGGCAGAGCACCCCCAACCGGAACCGCGUCAUCCGCGUCGUCGCCUAAGGCGGGAAUUUCCCGGCAACCGAUUUCAAACGACACUGAAUAAAUUGCAAUGAUAUAAUA
This is a messenger RNA of Drosophila erecta, 879 nucleotides long. RefSeq lists its product as uncharacterized. Bases 109 to 819 code for a protein of 236 amino acids. NCBI's taxonomy places the organism in Eukaryota, Metazoa, Arthropoda, Insecta, Diptera, Drosophilidae. The record is from RefSeq and is a predicted model, not a curated record. The transcript has 2 exons.